UUGAAUAUUAUAAUGAGAGUAUUUAACAUGGCAAUCCUACCUCUAGUAAUGUGCAUGAUGUUUGUGAUGGCCGAUGCACUAGUACGAGUCCCGUUAUAUCCAGGAAAAACGACAAAAAAUGAUCACCGUGAUCAUAAUAUAAAAGUGCCGGAUAAUCUUAGAGCAGUUAGACAAUCCGCAACUGAAUUAAUGCUAUCCAACGAUUUUAACAAUGAUUAUUACGCAACCAUAUACCUGGGCACUCCGGGACAACCAUUUACAGUACAGCUCGAUACGGGCAGCGCAGACCUAUGGGUACCGUCCAUACACUGCAACAUCGGGUGCCCGACAACCGAACACCGAUACGACUCGUUGGCGUCGACGACAUACCAGUCCAAUGGCACCGACUUUUUCAUAGAGUACGGCGACGGCACUAAUAUGACCGGUUUUCUCAGCACCGAUGUGUUAAAUUUUGCCGGCUUAAUCGUACCUGCGCAAACAUUUGCCGAGGCCACCGUGGUCAAUUCAUAUCCUACAGUGUACGAGGGCCUACUAGGCAUGGGCUACCAAAAUGCUGACAUAGAUGGGUGGGACGGUGUGAUCACACCGUUUCAAAACUUGAUAACCCAGGGAUCGGUAGCCCCGGUAUUCUCAUACUACCUGAACCGCAACGACAGCGAAGGCGCACCGGGCGGUGAACUACUGUUGGGCGGCUCCGACCCCGAUCAUUAUUACCCACCCCUUACCUAAUAUUACGUUAAGGUUACCCAACGUGGUUAUUGGCAAUUCGCGAUGGACGGGGG
Molecule: messenger RNA, 782 nt
Organism: Medioppia subpectinata
Lineage: Eukaryota; Metazoa; Arthropoda; Arachnida; Sarcoptiformes; Oppiidae
Source: the annotation of a GenBank genome assembly